This is a messenger RNA of Chelonus insularis, 3211 nucleotides long. RefSeq names its product brain tumor (gene brat). The record is from RefSeq and is a predicted model, not a curated record. The coding region runs from base 260 to 2596 and encodes 778 amino acids. Gene Ontology annotation, biological process: negative regulation of translation. Gene Ontology annotation, molecular function: mRNA 3'-UTR binding; zinc ion binding; translation repressor activity. Lineage: Eukaryota; Metazoa; Arthropoda; Insecta; Hymenoptera; Braconidae. The transcript is spliced from 3 exons.
UUAUCUUAAACCAAGAAGUUGGAAUUCACUUCCCGCGAUCGCUUUCUUUGUGUGAUAUGUACCACGUUGGAAACGGAGUUUGAAGAGGAAUUUUUACGAGAGCCUGCGGAUUAUUCUCGUCUAUACGGUGAGUCAUCGACGACUGUAUUAGGCGGUAUUAAACUUUACCGUUCAGUGAUUAUUAUUGAAUAUCCAGGAGCACAUUAGGCAUAGAAUUAAUUGAUGAAUUAGGAAAGAAAGGGAUGCCGGUUGACUGAAGAUGGCCUCCCCGACACCCUCGUUGGAAUCUCGUGCAAAUUCCCUCGGCUCCCUGGUUUCGUUAUCCCCGCUGACUGUGAGCGGGAGCUCACCACCUGCAAGCGAUUCUGCGAUCUGUGACGUCGACAGUUGCGAUAUCUGCCUGGACUCAGGCAAACCGGGCGACGGAUCCUGUCACUGUCGUUUCGGCCGUGGAGUAAGGUGCACUGGCUGCAAAUCUACCGAGUCAGACGCUGUAGCGCGUUGCUUUGACUGCAAUAAUUUUCUUUGUCCUAAUUGCGUCAUGGCACAUCAAUUUAUGCAUUGCUUUGAGGGUCAUCGGGUUCUCAAUCUUGGUGAACAGAAAAUUGAAUCAAAUGCUGAAAAUAGAACAAAUCUUGUUAUAACUGGUGGUAAUGGUACCAAUGGUGAAAAAGCUCUCUUCUGUCCAAGACACAAAACUGAAUUAUUCAAGUAUUUUUGUCGUGCCUGCACUGUACCAGUAUGCAAAGAGUGUACCAUUUCUGAUCAUCCAGGUCCUCUGCAUGACUGUACUCACAUUUCUGAGGCUGGACCACAACAGCUAGAAGCAGUUGCAAGAACAGUAGCUGAUUGCCGAGCAAAAGCAGCUGACGUUCGUGCUGCAGUUAAGGCAGCUGACCACGGUGCUGCCAGACUUCAAGUUCAGUACCACAAAGCUCAAAAUGAAAUUAAUGAUACGUUCCAGUUUUAUCGGUCAAUGUUAGAAGAACGUAAACAAGAAUUGUUAAAAGAAUUAGAGUCUGUUUUUUCAGCUAAACAAAUUUCUCUCGGUGUUGUUACACAAAAAGCUAGUGAAAUGGCGGAUAAAAUUCAACAAACUUGUGAUUUUGUUGACAAAUUAACCAAGUAUACAACAGUUACUGAAGUUCUCAUGGUAAAGAAAUUUCUAGAUUCAAAACUUCAACUGUUGCUUAGUUAUACGCCUGACUUUUCCAAUCAGUCUGCCGAUUUAGAAUUUGUAAGCAACUAUCAAGCUAUUCAAGUGGGUGUAAGAAAUACCUUCGGUUACGUUCGCAGUAGUACAGACAGUAAUAAUGUUGGACCCAGUAAACAACCACCAAUUGCAAGACCAACUGCAUUAUCUAAUGGAAAUACAAGUAGUAAUGCUAGCAGUGGACCUGGCAGUGCUGGAUCACUUGGAGGUUUACUUCUGGAUCGACCCUACAGUAAUGGCCUCGUAUCAACUAACUCGACUUGUGCAUCAUCAACUUCACCCUCAUCGUUUGAAAGCAACGUCAUCUCCAAGAGGUUCAGUUCAGUCAACAGUCUUGGACCGUUCUCUACGACUAUCACCGAUCUAAACCUCAACGGGAUGAGUAAUCCGUAUGAGAAGUGGAGCAAUGGCGGAAGUGAUGCUUACUCAGUAACCACGAACGACCAUUUCUCAAUUCCGAGCACGAAUGGCCAUUCGGCCGACUCCGUCCUCGAUCUUACAUCGAAACUAAUGUCCGCUACGGCGAUAUUCCCACCCAAGUCACAAAUCAAACGCCAGAAGAUGAUUUAUCACUGCAAGUUUGGUGAGUUUGGAGUAAUGGAAGGACAAUUUACAGAGCCUUCGGGUGUUGCGGUUAAUUCACAGAAUAUCAUAGUUGCUGACACAAACAACCAUAGAAUUCAGAUUUUUGAUAAAGAAGGAAGAUUCAAGUUUCAAUUUGGUGAAUGUGGUAAACGUGAUGGACAACUUCUCUAUCCGAACAGAGUCGCCGCCGUUCGACCUUCAGGUGAUAUAAUCGUUACUGAACGAUCGCCAACACAUCAAAUACAAAUUUAUAACCAGUAUGGACAGUUUGUUCGUAAGUUUGGAGCUAAUAUUUUACAGCAUCCACGUGGUGUAACUGUAGAUUCAAAAGGACGUAUUGUUGUGGUUGAGUGUAAAGUUAUGAGAGUCAUAAUAUUUGACCAAGCAGGAAAUGUACUUCAAAAGUUUGGUUGCUCAAAGCAUCUAGAGUUUCCUAAUGGUGUAGUAGUCAACGACAAGCAAGAGAUAUUCAUCAGUGAUAAUAGAGCACACUGUGUCAAAGUAUUCAAUUAUGAUGGUGCUUAUUUGCGGCAAAUUGGUGGUGAGGGAAUUACAAACUACCCAAUUGGUGUUGGCAUCAAUGCAGCUGGAGAGAUUCUCAUCGCUGACAAUCACAACAACUUCAAUUUGACCAUCUUCACUCAAGACGGCCAACUGGUGUCAGCACUCGAAAGCAAAGUCAAACAUGCUCAAUGCUUUGAUGUGGCGCUAAUGGACGACGGUUCAGUUGUACUUGCCAGCAAGGAUUAUCGUCUUUACAUUUACCGGUAUGUCCAAGUGCCUCCCAUAGUUAUGUAGAGUCGAAGAUGAUGGGCUCAAACUCAUCGAGAUUGUUCAACUACUCUCCAAAACUCUCCAAAGAUGAAGGAGAAUAAGCAAUCGAAUAAUGUUGAGUUGAGCUCUUCUACUACUACUACCACCUCGUCUUGUCCAUCAUCGACACAAGGAUCAAUCAAGACAGACGAUAAAUUUAAGCUUCACCGAAUCAAUCAACGCUUUAAUCAUCUACCUUUCUCUCCCAUCGGUUUUCCACCACGGUGGUCCUCAUCCACCGCUACAAAGUUCAACGAUUCCAAGCGCAAGUGCAAACUUGAUCGCAGCAUUAUCAACGAGUCAACCAUCCACCCAGAAACUUGUCGACGACCACAAUUUAAUUUAGCCAGUAAUCUUACACAAAAUGCUGGUUACAACGAUAUGACGUGGGGCGCCAGGGAUUCUUAGCAGCAUCACGACAUCUCGUCAUUGUUCCAUUAUUUACGCAGUGUACGGAUUAAGCCUACAGAAUUUGCAUCUGCACUUAUACAUGAUAUUGAUGAAAGCGAGAAUGAAAGAGAGUGAGAGUAUCCUUGAUAAACGCACAAGAUGCUCGAAAAAAAAACUACUGAAAUAAAUUAAUGAUGUAAAAUAUUAAAA